UCAAAUGACCUGUGUACGGAAGUACAUUACCCAUAUUGCCAUCACCGCCUCGCCUUGUCUCAACUCCGGGCCAGUUUGAUCUUUGAUAUACCGCCCAACCUCAAGCAAAAGAAGUCUUUGCCUUUUGUUUCUGCACUACUACUCUCUCUCUCUCUCUUUCUCAACCUCACGUUUCAUGUAUGGGUAAUACCGCAUUGAACUGCCAUCACGAUGAUACCUUCUCUCCUGGGCACCAACAUGGUUGGUGUACCUCAGCACCAGGUCUCGGGCGGGGCGUACACCUUCGACACGAUGCUCAGCGAGCUCUCAAGGCAGCUCGCUGGGAACACGAGACGGUAUUCAAGAUCGUCGAACGGACAGCAACGGGUGAUGGGAAAUGCCAUGAGGAUUGCGAAGCCUGGCAGUGCUAGCAAUAGCCCAAGGUCAUCGACGCUGCAGUCACGGAGGAGGACACUGGUCGGGGAUGGCUUUCAGGGUGGGCUUCACACACCGUCUCCGGCAGCGGACAACUACCUCCCAACUCCGUCUUCAGAGGCUGCGAGCGACGUCUUCUUCGAGCGUGGCACCGCUACCCGACCGGCACGCCCCCUUAGCUGGCACCCGUCGUCCCAGGGCGCUCCGUCCUCUCAGCACCUGAACAGCAACGACUGCGCCAUGCUCCACCCUUACCCGCCCCACGGCGACAUCGACAUGCUGGCAAGCCUCCAGCACCUUCCACCAACACCCGUAGGGGUCUACUCGGGGUACACGUCGCCCGCGGAGUCCUUCUCGCCGCUCUCGCUGCCUUACUCGAGCUUUAGCUCCUCCUCUCGACCAUUCUGCUCGCCUGUGAGCCAGCCUGUACCGAUUCCUCAGCAGCAGCAGCAACCGACUCCAGCAUUUCAUCCCGCAAAUCCGUGCGCCGACUACCCCCCUUCUACCGCCUCUCUCGCCGAGAUCCCCUAUCUACCUCCUUUGUACGGCGCAGGCGAGAACGGCCCCCUUGCCUGGGAGGCGUAUCAGCCCUACCCAGCCAACACCGCACCUCCCACGCCAGAGGACCUGGCCUGCGGCGCCCUUCCCAUCACCCGCCCAAUGGUGGACACGAUAUUCCACCAACAGCAGCAACAACAGCAACAGCCACCCGCCGAGCAGGAGCCCUUGACUCAACAGACAACAUAUCGCCAACCGCUUAUCAUCCAUGACGACGACAACAUCAACAAUUCUGACGGAGAAGGCGAGAUUCUCUACGGCAUGGGCCUCUACGACGCCCCGGACCACGGCAAGGAGCCUUCGUCCAAGACGCUGCACCGGUCUGUCGUGCUCUCCCUGCUGGGGGGCACCAGGGAUCCCGAGGAUGAUGGUGAGGAGAAUGAGGAGGAGGAUAACAGCGGUAAGGGGCUUGGGCUCAAGCUUGAGGAUGCUUGGGAACCGCCUGCCAGUGAAGAUGAGGGUGAGGAUGAGGAGCGAGGGGGACAGGGUGAGGAUGAGGAGUGAGAUCCCGCGCUGGGUAACAAGUGUGAGCGGAUGGUUGAUCUUCUCUUUAGUUUGGUUCGCUUUGAUCCACUUUGGAUUGUCCGUGUUGAUCGUGUACUUGCAUUGGUAGCGAGGCGUUGUGUCGGGCUCAGGUUGAGGGGGUUGGUUAAUGGGCGCGGGGAUACAGCAACCGUGGGUUGGGACAUGGACACGGGCACGGGUACAGGUACGAG
Parathielavia appendiculata is the source of this 1688-nucleotide messenger RNA. RefSeq lists its product as uncharacterized. The transcript has a single exon. Bases 238 to 1476 code for a protein of 412 amino acids. NCBI's taxonomy places the organism in Eukaryota, Fungi, Ascomycota, Sordariomycetes, Sordariales, Chaetomiaceae. The record is from RefSeq and is a predicted model, not a curated record.